AUGAUGCGCACACCUGCCACCUCCCUCCUGCGCGCCGGCGCCCGGGCCAGCAGCAUGCGCACAUCCAUGGUGACCGUCGCGCCCCGUGCCGCCGCCUCGACCCACGCCAUUUCCAACCCGACCCUGGCCAACAUCGAGAAGAGGUGGGAGGGCAUGCCGUCGACCGAGCAAGCCGAGCUGUGGAUGGCCCUGCGCGACCGCAUGAAGGAGAACUGGGCAGACCUCACCAUUCAGGAGAAGAAGGCUGCUUACUGGAUUGCCUUUGGUCCCCACGGCCCCCGUGCCCAGCCGCCUGCCGACGAGGGGCGGAAGGUCGCUCUGUACACUGCCAUCGGCAUACUGGUCAGCUUCGGCAUCUUCGCCACCAUCCGCGCUUUCGCCGGCCCGGCACCCUCCACCAUGCACCGGGAGUACCAGGAAGCAUCCGACGAGUACCUCAAGAGCCAACGCGCCGACCCCUUCACUGGUGUCGCGUCCGAGGGAUACGCAAAGAACGGCAUCAGCAUGGUCCAAUCGCCUCCCAAGAAAUAG
Messenger RNA from Anthostomella pinea, 531 nucleotides. The record is from the annotation of a GenBank genome assembly. NCBI's taxonomy places the organism in Eukaryota, Fungi, Ascomycota, Sordariomycetes, Xylariales, Xylariaceae.